Labrus bergylta (ballan wrasse) is the source of this 3605-nucleotide messenger RNA. It is a transcript of the gene chsy1, whose product is annotated as chondroitin sulfate synthase 1. The record is from RefSeq and is a predicted model, not a curated record. NCBI's taxonomy places the organism in Eukaryota, Metazoa, Chordata, Actinopteri, Labriformes, Labridae. Gene Ontology annotation, molecular function: glucuronosyl-N-acetylgalactosaminyl-proteoglycan 4-beta-N-acetylgalactosaminyltransferase activity. Gene Ontology annotation, cellular component: Golgi cisterna membrane.
UCUACGGAAACACCGUUAGGUCAAACUACUGUUAAUCCUUCGCGAUCGGCGUUUUCCACAGCCCGAUGUUCUUCCAAUGGAUAGAUUAUGAUGAGAAAAGGAGCACUAUUAAAGGCGAGGUCCCGGGCGGCUGUGUUUAGUCGAUCGGUGCUGAAGUUUGCCGAUGAUCGAUGAUCGAUGAUCGGAGGGAGCAGCGGCAGAAGAAGGGUUCAGGCUCCGUCUUCAAGGAGACUGCUGUGAUGCUACGUAGGCAGCUGGAGGAGAAGAAAAGGGCUUUUCUACUAUGACAGAGAGUGUGUGAAGGAAGGAGACGCACAGAAUCGGGUUUAUAUUCUCUUUUUCAUUCGGUUCGGUCGUGUAAAGUGGUUGUUUUCGGACACGGUGGGACACACGGAGAGCUGUAAACUUUUGGGGGGGAUGGCAGCUCGAAGCCGCAGAGCAUGGUUCAGUGUUCUGCUCGGACUGGUGCUCGGGUUCACUCUGGCAUCCAGACUCAUUUUACCCCGGGCCACCGAGCUCAAGAAAGCGGGUCACAAACGGAAAGCUAACCCGGCCGGCUGCGGGCUGAACCGGGGACUGAGAAAGGAAUACGGCGGGGGAUUAUGGCCACCGCAAGAUAACGGUUCACCGGCGACCGAGAAACCGAGCUCCAGGUCCAGUAAUUUCUUAUUCGUCGGUGUCAUGACCGCCCAGAAGUACCUGAACAACCGAGCCGUGGCAGCACACAGGACGUGGGCACAGUCAAUACCAGGUCACGUAGAGUUCUUCUCCAGCGAGGGAUCGGACACCUCUAUCCCCAUCCCCAUCGUGGCUCUGAAGAACGUGGACGACUCGUACCCGCCCCAGAAGAAGUCCUUCAUGAUGCUGAAGUACAUGCACGACCACUACCUGGACAAGUACGAGUGGUUCAUGAGGGCGGACGACGACGUCUACAUCAAGAGCGAGCGGCUGGAGAGCUUCCUGCGCAGCCUCAACAGCAGCGAGGCCAUCUUCCUGGGGCAGACGGGAAUGGGGGCCCGGGACGAGCUGGGGAAGCUGGCCUUGGAGCCUGGGGAGAACUUCUGCAUGGGGGGGCCGGGUGUGAUCAUGAGCCGCGAGGUGCUCAGGAGGAUGGUACCACACAUUCGGGAGUGUCUACAGGAGAUGUACACCACCCACGAGGACGUGGAGGUGGGCCGCUGUGUGAGGAGGUUCGCUGGGGUCCAGUGUGUCUGGUCCUACGAGAUGCAGCAGCUCUUCUACGAGAACUAUGAACCCAAUAAGAAGGGCUACAUCAGAGAUCUCCACAACAGCAAGAUACACCGAGCCAUCACCCUCCACCCCAACAAGAACCCCCCCUAUCAGUACCGCCUGCACAGCUACAUGCUCAGCCGUAAGAUCGCAGACCUGCGCCACCGGACCAUCCAGCUGCACAGAGAGAUUGUCCAGAUGGGGCGCUACGGAGCGGCCGAACCCAGCAGAGAGGACCUCCAGCUGGGCAUGCCCCCCUCGUUUAUGCGCUUCCAUCCCCGGCUGAGAGAGGAAGUGCUGGAGUGGGAGUUUCUGACGGGGAAGUACCUGUUCUCAUCGUCUGAUGGUCAGCCGCCCCGCCGCGGUAUGGACUCCUCCCAAAGGCAGGCUCUGGAUGACAUCAUCAUGCAGGUGAUGGAGAUGAUCAACGCCAACGCCAAGACCCGAGGCCGAGUCAUCGAUUUCAAAGAAAUCCAGUACGGCUACCGCAGGGUGAAUCCUUUAUACGGAGCCGAGUAUGUGCUGGAUCUGCUGCUGCUGUACAAGAAGCACAAAGGAAAGACCAUGACUGUUCCCGUCAGGAGGCAUGCAUACCUCCAGCAAACCUUCAGCCAGAUCCAGUUCAGAGAGGACCAGGAGAUGGACGCCAGGGCCCUCGCCAGCCACAUCAACCAGGAGUCCGACUCGCUCUCUUUUCUCUCCAACUCUCUGAAGAUGCUAGUGCCCUUCAAGCUGGCCACGUCGGGUCAGGACCAGAGGGAGCCCAAGGAGAAGAAGGUCAACAUCCUGGUCCCUCUGUCGGGACGCUACGACAUCUUUGUGCGCUUCAUGGCCAACUUUGAACGAGUCUGCCUGAUCCCCAACCAGAACGUCAAGCUGCUGAUCCUGCUUUUCAGCACGGACAACAACACGGAGCGGGUGAAGCAGGUGGAGCUGAUGAGGGACUACCACAUGAAGUAUCCUCGGGCCGAGAUGGAGAUCAAAACGGUGGACGGCUCCUUCUCCAGGGCUCUGGCUCUCGAAGUGGGCUCCUUGCACUUCUCCAACGACUCGCUGCUCUUCUACUGCGACGUCGACCUGCUCUUCACCAGCGAGUACCUGAAGAGGUGCCGGACCAACACCGCCCCCGGGGAGCAGACCUAUUUCCCCAUCAUCUUCAGCCAGUACGACCCCAAGGUGGUGUACGCCGGGAAGGUCCCGAGCAACAACCACUACGUGUUCACCUCCAAGACCGGCCUGUGGAGGAACUACGGCUUCGGGAUCGUCUGCGUCUACAAGGGGGACCUGCUUCGAGCCGGGGGCUUCGACACCUCGAUACAGGGCUGGGGGUUGGAAGACGUGGACCUCUUUAAUAAAUUUGUGCAAUCAGGGAUACGGUUGUUCAGAAGCACGGACACGGGGAUCGUGCAUGUCCAUCACCCCGUCAUAUGUGACCCCAACCUGGAGGCAAAGCAAUAUAAGAUGUGUCUGGGCUCCAAAGCCUCGUCGCACGGCUCCACCCAACAGCUGGCCGAGCUGUGGCUGGAGAAGAAUGACCACGGCUUCAGGAGACUGGCGAGUACAAACGGCUCAGUAAGGACAGCGUGAGAGAGAGCCGGCGGUCACAAAAACGGUACCUGAACCUUCAUCGUAGUGGUGUUCUCACUACCUAAUUUAUUUUUUACUGAAAUCAAAGACUUUACAUGGAUAUAUUUUGGAAAUAUGUCUCGUUUUAUAUGAUCUGAUGAACACAAAGUGUGGGCUGAACGUAUCAUUACUGAAAGAAGGAGUAUUGACCAGUGUUGUUGUGUUAUCCUGAGGCUCAUCCAGCCUGAAACAUGUCAUCUGUCAGCUCACAGAGGGAGGUCAACUGGAGAAUUUCAGUGUUUUUAUAGCUGGGCAAUACUUUUACAUUUGAUACUUUUCAAUUCAAGCUAAAAAAAAAAAGUACAAAAAGAUGUGAACAAAAAGACUGAUCAAAGUACUGUGUGUCCGCUAACAGAUGUUUUUGUCACUGACAGGCUCAGAUAUAUUCCAAGUGUUUGACAACAUUACAAAAAAGAUCCUACGGUGGCUGACAAGUGUACAGGCUCGGCAACGGCUGGAAUUAAAGAAAAUGUGCAGCUUAUUCAGAAACAUGCAAAUUAUAAAUCUCUUGCAAAAGUCCUUCACAAAUGCAACGGCUGUAGAUGAGAGAGAAAGAGCUGACUUGAUAACGAGCUUUAACAAUCCAAUGUUAGCCUGCCCAAGUACUGAUAUCAAAUAUCAGUAACCUUAUAAGGCUAAAAUGUAUGAAAAGCUGUUUAACAGUGAAAAUCUGCAGUUCUGGGUUAGGGUUAGGGGUGCCUGCCAAAUGUUUACGAGGUGCAGUAAAAUGUUCCCUGAGUGUUUAAUGA